AUGCCUUUGGUAAUUUCUUGCCUCCUAGACCAGCUGGUCGAUUUUGAGUUCCCGCUGCUCCAGCCCUUCGGUGACUCGAAAACCACUUCCACCCGGCUCCUCUCUGACGAUCCUAUCGUUCGUGAGGGAUCGCCGAUUGGCUUUGAUGUGGAUGUGGCCGACUCCAAGGACUCUACCAUCGUUGUGGACUCGAGCCAGGUCAAUCCCCUUGAGACUGAACAGUCCUUUGGUCUGUCCCAACGCAAUGAGAGCCUUCUGCCGGCGAAGCCCACCCCACCUGUUUUGAAUCCUUUCGACCGGUGGCUAAGAUGGGCCAUUAAUCACUCCGUGUUUGACAGCCCGGAAGAGGAACUCCUGGCCGCCCAGCUCGGAGCAAACCGCCAUGAGCUCUACAAAGGUGUCAACGACAAUGCCUUUUUCCAGUGGGGUCUGCGGUUUAUGCCAAAUCUCGGCGAUGACAACGUCUUCCGGACCGUUAUGAUCGAGAAUCUCCCCAACACCGUCACCCUCGAUCAAGUCCUGCCUCGAAUCCGCGGUGGCGCCAUCUUCUCGGCCUCUCUGACGGACACCAGAGCCAUCUCUGGCUGCCCGACCGUAUUGAUCACUUUCUUAUAUGAAAGAGGGGCAUUGAACUUCCUGUACCGCGUUGCGCGAGAGGGCUUCUACGUCGGGUUCAGCCCCGCGCAAGUGCGUCCCGUUCCGACCCCGACCUACCGCAUGGCCCCUGACGUGGAGAAUCAGGUCCGCCGUCUUGGUCACACUCGCUGCCUGGUGGUUCAUACUCCUCACGGAAAGGAAAUUAGGGAAGACAUUCACCGUGUACUGGACCAGGCACGCCUUCACCCUUACGUGGAGUGUUUCGGAGAACGGGAGCUGAAGGGCGAAGUCACCGUUCGGUUUCACUCGGUCAAGAUGGCCUCGGUAGCCUCCAUUGCGCUGAUGAAGGACCCCAAGUUCAAGGGACUGUUGAUCAAGUUCGCACCGGACCCGUGCGCGGCAUUUUGA
This is a messenger RNA of Penicillium brasilianum, 1005 nucleotides long. The record is from the annotation of a GenBank genome assembly. Lineage: Eukaryota; Fungi; Ascomycota; Eurotiomycetes; Eurotiales; Aspergillaceae.